AUGGAUCUCUUUAAGGGCGAGAAGUCUCCGUCUGCGGAGCCUCUUCUUCCUGUGACCGAGAAGGAGGACACUGUCGCCCAGACUCAUGCGCCAAUUGACGACCAACAGCUCUCUGGCUCACCCAAGACCAUGCGCUCACACACUCGGCGACUCCUCCUUGUCCUGCCACUGGCCCUACUGCUACUCAUGACUGUCCAUGUCGCCGGCAAUCACUGCCGCAGCAGGAUGCUGCCUCAUCAUCAGAACGCCGCCAACCCUGCGACAAUCACCACCCUUCCCCAUCAUCACCCUCAUCAGGAGCACACUAUUAUCGAGGCAGUCCGGAAGGCGGAGGGAGCCCUGACGACCUCGAUCCGGCAUCUGGUUAGACGCCAGGACAACUCGACUGCUGAUCCAUCGCCGACGGAUGAUGACUCAGACAGCUCGACGCAGCCCCCUGAGACAACCACAUCGUCGGACCCCGAGACCAGCAACACCCAGGCCCCCACCACCCAGGUCCCUCCUCCGGAAACGACUACCUCUGUCCUUCCUCCCAGCAGCUCUAACUCACCGCCUACCUCUAACAACAACCCUCCCUCUUCAGCUACUCCCCCGCAAAGUUCCAACUCCCCUUCCCCACCUGGUACGUCCACCACUGAGAUAACAGUUUCUCCUCCCGCUCCCCCUCCCCCUCCUGCUUCUUCUGAUUCUCCUGCUCCUCCUCCUGCCCCAUCUCCCUCGACGACGACGUCCGACGAGGAGUCUUCAUCUUCUCCUAGCGAGACAGCCAAGACGUCCUCCACGCUGGGAGACACCACUCUUACAACUGUGACCAACGCCCCGAGCCCGACCAACCCGCCUGCCACUAGCUCAAAUGAUGAUGAUGACAAGACCGACGAUCAGCCCACCACCACUAGUCCUACCGCUCGCACUUCUCGCCCCAUCACCACCACCCGUACGACUACUUCCAACGGUGUCGUCGUUACCGUCACGGCCGUAACCUGGGUUCCUGCUGACCCCACCGAGACCGGCGAUGCUGACUCGACCAAGCCGCCGCCGAGCUUGCAGAACACGGCUUCCCGCAGUUUUGUUGGGUCACUGCUUGCAGCUGUGAUGGCCGGCUGCCUCGGCUUCUUCGCCCUGGUCUAA
Molecule: messenger RNA, 1128 nt
Organism: Thermochaetoides thermophila DSM 1495
Lineage: Eukaryota; Fungi; Ascomycota; Sordariomycetes; Sordariales; Chaetomiaceae
Exons: 2
Coding region: 1-1128 (375 amino acids)
Source: RefSeq, a predicted model, not a curated record